This is a messenger RNA of Triticum aestivum (bread wheat), 661 nucleotides long. RefSeq lists its product as uncharacterized. Bases 193 to 582 code for a protein of 129 amino acids. The record is from RefSeq and is a predicted model, not a curated record. The transcript has a single exon. Lineage: Eukaryota; Viridiplantae; Streptophyta; Magnoliopsida; Poales; Poaceae.
CGCCGCAGCCAAAAGCGGUCGCCCUCCCGUGGAGACAUGCAGGCUGCACUUAUUAAAUGUCGCAUCCAGGCAGUGAGAGUGGAGUGAGCUCAUUUUCGUUGCUCUCUCCGGGCAAAGCUCCUUCCCACUCGCUCGCUCGCUCGGCCUGAAGGAGCCGCUCUUGAAGGCCUGGGCGCUAGCUCACGGCCGGCAAUGUCGGCCAUUGUGCCCCCGCCGCCGGCAUUCCCGCCCCCGCAGGUGAUGUCGUACGGCGUGGCCGAGGGGGCGGCGGCAACGAGCGGCUCCUACGGUCCGGUGAUCGCCAUGCUGGCCAUCCUCGCCGUGCUCGCGGCGGUGGCCGUGGCCGUGGGGCGGCUCUGCUUCGGGCGCCGCGCGCUCGGCCGGGCCGGCGGCCACGACCUGGAGGCCUGGGUGGAGCGGAAGUGCGGGCCGUGCGUGGGCGCCGGCGUGCACUCCUCCGCCCCCGCCGGCGACCAGGCGAAGCAGGCGGAGGGUGACGACACGGCGGAGCUGCAGGAGCAGCCGCCUGAAGGAACGGAGCCAGGGGAGUGCAGUGGCAGUGGCAGUGCUGGUCGGUCCUGACCCCUGAGACCAAUUGCUCUUGCUGCACACUGUAAAUGGUUCCCUCAUUCUUCUCUUCGAAUUCGUUUUGGAAUUUUUC